Messenger RNA from Capsicum annuum, 6371 nucleotides. Its product is annotated as MADS-box protein AGL42. Bases 3312 to 4325 code for a protein of 337 amino acids. The record is from RefSeq and is a predicted model, not a curated record. Gene Ontology annotation, biological process: positive regulation of transcription by RNA polymerase II; DNA integration. Gene Ontology annotation, molecular function: protein dimerization activity; RNA polymerase II cis-regulatory region sequence-specific DNA binding; DNA-binding transcription factor activity, RNA polymerase II-specific. The transcript has 3 exons. NCBI's taxonomy places the organism in Eukaryota, Viridiplantae, Streptophyta, Magnoliopsida, Solanales, Solanaceae. Gene Ontology annotation, cellular component: nucleus.
CAUCAUUUUCUCACACAAAGGAAGACUUUUUGAAUUCACUAGCUCCAACAUGCAGAAGACAAUUGCGAGAUACCGUGCACGUGCAAGAGAAACAACGAUGGUGGACGACAGCACUGAAUUUGAGCACUACAUGGAGCAAAUUAUUUGAUACAAUGAUGAGAAGAAAAGAGUGGUAGAGUAACAAGAAGCAGUUAUAGCAGUGCAGAGAAAUUGAAAAUCAGCUAUUAUUGUGCAGUUACAAAAUUUGUUACUACUAUUUUGUUCACAAAGUUAGUUACUUAGUUGUUAGAUAGUUAGUUGUUAAGUUGUUAAGUGUAACUGAUUUUAGCUAGGUGAGCACUAUAUAUAGUUGAUGUAUUCAUUUGUAACAUUCAUUCAGAUAAUACAAUUCAUUCAAUUUCUCCCUAAAUUCUUCUUCUCUGAUUUUUCUCGGCUAAAGUCCUGAUUUCAGCCUCAUCUUCUUCGAGUAUUUUACUCCUAGAUUAAUAAGUCCCACUUCAAUUACUUGCUAUUGUAUCAAUUGUUAUCAGAGCCACUAAUUCUCAGCUCAAUCAAUCAUGGUAGUUCGCAAUAAAAACCCAAAUAAAUCAAAUGAAGAAAUGGAAGGCAAGCUUUCUAUGAUACAGGAUCAAUUGCAGAAGUUAAUGGAGGGAAUGUCGAGCAUUUAUGAGCGAAACAUCAAAGCUGAUAAGGAGCUUUUAGGGAUCAAGAAAACCCUUGGAUCCAUGGUAUCGAAGGAAAAAGAUAAGGAUCAAGAAAGAGUUGAAUCUUCAACUAUCAAAAGUUUCCCAGUAGGUAUGCAGCCUUAAGGAAGGAAUAAGGAAUUCCAUGGAAUUGGAUGGACAAUUCUUUACUCGAUAUUCUAAGCUAGAAUUCCCUCAUUUUUCUGGUUGUGAUUUGUGUACUUGGUUGUAUAAAGUUGAUCAAGUUUUUUCAAUGGAAGAAAUUCCCUUUGAACAAAGGGUUAAAGUAGCCUCAAUUCAUUUAGAUGGUGAUGCUAUUGCUUGGCAUAGAGCAUAUAUGAAUUCUCCACCCUCCUCUAAUGAUAUCUCAUGGACUGAUUAUGUUUUAACGUUGAAUGAGAGGUUUGGGGAUGGAUUUGAGGAUCCAAUGGAAGCAUUGAAAAACCUCAGGCAAACUGGUAGUGUUAAGGCUUACCAGGCUGAAUUUGAUAGAUUGUUAACUGCAAUUAAUCUUUCAAAUGAGAAUGCUAUAAGUUGUUAUCUGGGUGGGUUGAAACCUGAGUUGAAUAGGGUAGUUAAGAUUCAAGCACCAAAAACAUUAUCACAGGUCUAUAAAAUUUCUAGGUUGCAGGAAGAGGUCUUUGAAGCACAAGCUAGUUCUUAGGGAUUAAAGGCAAUACAAAAAGUGGGUAUUGCCAUUCUACCCAAUCCACCUUCUUUUAAAACCAAUAACCAUCGAAAAAAUACCUACCAGCUUGCUAUAUCCAAACCAAAUAAAUUCAGAUGAUUGACUACUGCAGAAAUGGAUGCUAAAAGGGCUAAAGGCUAGUGUUUCUUUUAUGACGACAAGUAUGUUAUUGGCCACAAUUGUAGAGCCAAUAAGCAAUUGUUCAUGGUGGAGUUAGUAAAUGAGAAUGCAACCUUAGAAUAGAAAGGCGAUGAGGUAUUGGAAGAAGGUAUUCAGUGUACCCAAGAUAUUGAUGAACUCACGACUAUUUUUAUAUAGGAUUUCACAGAUGUCAAUGAUUAUCAAACUAUUAGGGUAACUGGCUAUUAUGAUAAGAGGCCCUUGCAGGUCUUAAUUGACACUGGGAGCACCCACAACUUCAUAGAUCAGGAAAUGGCUAGGAAGCUAGGGUGCAAGGCUUGUGAUAUUUCUGUGCAGUCUGUUAGUGUAGCUGAUGACAGGCAGGUGCAAAUUACUUCUGUUUGUAAGAACUUGCAGUGGUUACUUUAAGGUACUACUUUUGCAUCUGACUUUCUGUUGUUGCCAUUGGGCAAUGUGGAUAUUGUAUUGGGUGUGCAGUGGCUAAAUACUCUUGGUAGAAUUCUUUUUGACUUCAAAAAUAGGACUAUAGAGUUCAAAUACCAAGAGAAGAAACAUGUGUUGAGAGGAGCAACUAGUCAGCUCAACUCUUCAAAAGCUAGUUCCUUACUCAAAGGUGGAGAGCUCGAGGCUCAGUUCUAUAUGAUGGAUAUCAUUGAUGUUGUAGUUUCUGAUACUUAUUACUACAACAUUUAGGCUACACAAGGUACUGAGAUACAUCUUGUAUUAUCUGCCCUAGUACAUCAGUUUUCUAUCAUUUUUGAACCCCCAACUACAUUACCACCUCAUAGAGAUUCUUUUGACCAUAGAAUACCUCUUAUAGACUCUGCAAUUCCAGUCAAUAAAAGACCGUGUAGAUAUCCUGGUGUGAAGAAGGACAUUAUUGAAAAGUUGGUUCAGGAAAUGCUUGAUCAAGGAGUAAUUCAGCAUAGUACUAGUACCUAUGCUUUUCCUGUGGUGUUAGUUAGGAAGAGAGAUGGUACAUGGAGAUAUGUGUAGAUUAUAGAGAGUUAAAUCAGUUGACAAUCAAAGACAAAUUUCCUAUUCCUAUUAUUGAAGAUUUGUUGGAUGAAUUAUGUGGUGCAUCUGUGUUUUCAAAAAUUGACUUGAGAGCUGGAUAUCACCAGCUUAGAAUGCUUGAUAGUGACACAUACAAGACAACCUUUAAAACUCAUGAUGGACAUUAGGAAUUUUUAGUAAUGCCCUUUGGUUUAACCAAUGCUCUUUCUUCCUUCCAGAGCUUAAUGAAUGCUAUUUUCAAGCCCUUAUUAAGAAAGUCUGUGCUGGUUUUCUUUGAUGAUAUCUUAAUCCUUAGCAAGUAUAUGUCAUCUCAUAUUACUGAUGUUAAGGAGGUGUUUGAGCUUAUGGUUCACCAUCAGUUGUAUGCCAAAAUGUCCAAGUGUGCUUUUGGAGUUUCUACUAUUGAAUACUUAGGCCAUGUAAUUAGUGCACAAGGUGUAGCAACAGAUCCUAAGAAGAUACAGGCUGUUCAACAAUGGCCUAUUCCCAGGACUCUUAAACAACUGAGGGGUUUUAUUGGUUUAGCAAGGUUUUGGUGCUAUUUGCAGACCAUUGCAAGACCUUCUCAAGAAGAAAGGGUUUUUAUGGACUGAUGAUGCUACAAGAGCAUUUUAGGAGCUUAAAAGUGCCUUGGUCUCUACUCCUAUUUUAGCUAUGCCUGAUUAUGCUUUAACUUUGUGGUAGAAACAGAUGCUAGUGGUGAAGGUAUUGGAGCUGUGUUGAUGUAAGAAGGGCAUCCACUUGCUUACAUUAGCAAAUCUCUAGCACCUAAACAUCAGGCUAUGAGUGUUUAUGAUAGAGAGCUAUUGGCUUUGCUAUUUGUUAUCUCUAAAUGGUCUCACCAUUUGUUAGGAAGAAGGUUUAUUGUCAAUACUGAUCAGAAAGCACUCAAAUACUUACUGAAUCAGUCUAUUCACCCUGACUUUCAAGUGGCUUGCAUAUCUAAGGUAAUGACAUUUGAUUUUUGUAUUGAGUAUAAGAAAGGGGUGGAAAAUAAAGUUGCUGAUGCUUUAUCCAGGAAACCUGAUACUGAGCUGUUAGCAAUCUCUGUGUUAGGUCCUCAGGGUUUUUUAUUGGAUAGAAUUAGGCAUUCUUGGACCACUGAUCAACACUUACAGGAUAUCAUUGCUAGAGUUCAGCUUUCACCUUAUAAAUCUUUCACUUUUCUUAACAAUCAGUUGAGGUGGAAGGAAAGGUUAGUGGUUGGUAAUGAUGAGCAGCUCAAGAAAGAUAUUAUCUCCCUAUGGCAUAACUCUACUCAAGGGGGGCAUUUUGGCAUGGAUGCCACUAUUAAAAGGCUCCAAUCUUUGUUCUAUUGGAAAGACUUGAUACAUGACACCAGAAACUUUAUUAAUAGAUGUGUUAUUUACCAAAGGCACAAAUAUGAUAUGACUGCAAAUCUAGGUCUGCUACAACCUUUACCUGUUCCUGAUGGUGUUUGGACAGAUAUUUAUUUGGAUUUUGUUGAAGGGUUGCCUAAAUCCAAAGGGAAUGAGGUGAUUUUAGUGGUAGUAGAUAGACUGAGCAAGUAUGGUCAUUUUUUGCCCUUAGCAUAUCCAUACACAGCUCAGUCAGUUGCUCAAUAUUUCCUUGACAAUAUCUUCAAACUGCAUGGUAUGCCCAACAUACUAACAAGUGAUAGAGAUCCUAUCUUCCAUAGUGAUUUUUGGGAAGAAUUAUUCAGUUUACAAGGGGUUCAGUUGCAGAGAUCUACUGCAUACCAUCCUCAAACUGAUGGUCAAACAGAGGUGUUGAAUAGAACUAUGGAGACAAUACUUAAGGUGUUUUUGAUCUGACAAUCCUAAGGAUUGGUGCUCUUACUUGCCAUUAGCUGAAUGGUGGUAUAACACCACCUAUCACACUACUAUUAGGUGCAUACCUUAUGAAGCUUUAUAUGGUCAAAAAUCUCUCAGUUAUCUUCCCUACUUGGCUGUUGAGGCUUCCACUGAGAUGGUUGAUAGAUCCUUGGCUGUUAGAGAAGCUAUUAUAGAGUUGUUAAGGUUCCAUAUGCAAAGGGCUCAGCAAAGGAUGAAAGACAUUGUUGAUAAACACAGGUCAGAGAGAUUGUUUGAGAUUGGUGGUUGGGUCUACUUGAAACUUCAACCCUAUAGACAGGUGUCCUUGGCUGCGAGAACCUUUCCUAAGCUAGCUACUAAGUAUUAUGGCCCCUAUGUUCAUGCCAUGUUUGGUGCAGUAGCUUAUAGGUUAUUUCUUCCCUCUGAUGUUCUCAUUCACCCAGUCUUUCAUGUUUCUUAAUUAAAGAGGUGUCAUGAAGUUCCUUCCAGAAUCCACCACCCUCCUGUUAUUUAGCUAUCAAGUCUAUAUGUCCUCAACCUAAAGCUAUUCUAGAUAGAAGGUUGUUAAGAGAGGUAAUAGAGCUGUUGGUCAAGUUCUGGUGAAGUGGUCAGACAUUGAGGAUACACAAGCUACUUGGGAAAUUGAGUCUGGAUUGAUGCAUAGGUUCCCUACAUUUCAUCCUUGAGGUCAAGGAUCUACUUUAGGAGAGGGUAUUAAUACAAUGAUGAGAAGAAAAGAGUGAUAGAGUAACAAGAAGCAGUUGCAGCAGUGCAUAGAAAUUGAAAACCAGUAAUUACUGUGUAGUUACAAAAUUAGUUAUUACUAUUCUGUUCACAAAGUUAGUUAGUUGUUAGAUAGUUAGUUGUUAAGCUGUUAAGUGUAACUGAUCUUAGCUAGGUGAGCACUAUAAAUAGUUGAUGUAUUCAUUUGUAACAUUCAUUCAGAUAAUACAAUUCAUUCAAUUUCUCCCUAAAUUCUUCCUCUCUGAUUUUUCUCGGCUAAAGCCCUGAUUUCAGCCUCAUCUUCUUCGAGUAUUUUACUCGUAGAUUAACAAGUCCCACUUCUAUUACUUGCUAUUGUAUCAUUAUUGAACCCAAAAAAUAUUUUCUUUUUUCACCCCUUUCUAAGAGCUCCCACCCUUUUUGCUCCUUAGCGACUCGAACUCACAACCAUUCAAAUAACUCUCUUUUGUCCUUGUGAAUACAUACUUGGUUUUGAAACUCCAGCAAUUUUUUGGACCUCAUGAAUCAUUUUUUGGUUUUGAUUUUCUAAAGGAUUUCGUUGUGUAUGUAUUCUACUGAAAGCUUUAUUGAUCAUCCAACCUCCAUAAUUCUCUAUCUAUGUCUCUAAAGAAUAAAUCUAAGUGUUAUGGUAUAUUAGCAAUAUCUCUUAAUUGAUACUAGGGUAUCUCAUGAUUGAUCUUUCAUAUAUCAAUAUCUCAUCAGUGAUUUAGUUUCUAUUUAGGAGAAGAUUACAAUUCUUUAUUACUUGAUUCUUUACUUAUUUGGCUUGUGCUCUCUUGUAUAUAUACACACACAUCAAUAAAAUUAACAUACUUCUUUCCAGCAGUAAAAUUCAUAUGGUAUCAAGAGCCUAAAAGCUUCAUAGCAUUUUUUUCCUCCCUGAGAAUUUGUGUUUUUUUUCCUCUGCCAAGACAAUGGCUCCAAGCAAUACCUCCACUGAGAACACCUCCAAACAAUUCCUCCAUUGAGAACACUUCCACCACACCUUCUCAUGUGGUUGCACCAAGUUCUCCCACAAUUCUCACUAUGAAUAACAAUGAGCAGUUGAUCAGUAUCAACGUUGUUGGUCAGACACCUCUAAAGCUCAACAAUGGGAACUACUAGUCAUGAAAAUACUAGUGUGAAACUAUCCUUACUGCAUAUGACUUUCUUCACUUUGUUGAACAACCACUCCUUUUCAUAAAAGGAAAGACCAUCUCAUCAGAAGUACCAUUGUUGCCUCUCUAUCUUCUAAUAUUAUUCCUUUUACUGUUGAUGCCAAGUCUUCCUAUGCUCUCUGGCAAAAUCUGGCAGCAACCUAUG